UCUCUCAUUUCCACAUAAAGAAAGACAGAAUAAUAGACUUUCUUGAUUUUCUCUGUGUUAACUUAGUGUUAAAAUGGGAAGGUCCAAGUGCUGUGAUAAACAAGGUUUGAAGAAAGGGCCAUGGACACCAGAAGAAGACCGAAAACUCUUAUCUUGCAUUGAGGAACAUGGUUGUGGUAGCUGGCGUGCUUUGCCUGCUAAAGCUGAUCUGCAGAGGUGUGGGAAGAGUUGUAGGCUUAGAUGGAUCAAUUAUCUAAGGCCAGAUAUCAAGAGAGGAAAGUUCAGUUUACAAGAAGAAAGAACUAUAAUUCAGCUUCAUGCUCUUCUUGGAAACAGAUGGUCAGCAAUAGCAGCUUAUUUGCCUAGCAGAACAGACAACGAGAUAAAAAACUAUUGGAACUCACGUUUGAAAAAGAGAUUAACAAAAAUGGGCAUUGAUCCAAUGACUCACAAGCCAAAAAUCACAAACAACAUUAAUGGUAGCUCAAAUGAUCAAUCUAAGUAUGUUGCAAACCUUAGUCAUAUGGCUGAAUGGGAAAGUGCAAGACUUGAAGCAGAAGCAAGACUUGUUCGUAGAUCAAAAGAUCACUCUAAAUACCUCUUCAAUAACACUCGCAACAACAAUAACAAAAACAAUAAUUACGUCGUUUCGCAACCUUAUUAUCAACUUCCUUGUCUUGACAUAUUAAAAGCAUGGCAAAGAGCAAGCACAAAAUUACCAACAACAAAUGACAUUAGUUCUAUUCUUCUUGAUGGUUUUGCUAACAAAAACCUCGAAUCAUCGAUACCAUCAACGUUAAAUUCCUCGGAGAAUUUGUUCGUGAACAAUGUACCAUGUAUUACAAAAGUUGGUGACCAAAAUCUUCCUUUGUCUACAAUCACUUGUUUGGAAAAUCCUUGCCCAACAAAAGAUGUCCAAACAGACCUUCCAAGUUUUAUGCAAGAGUUCUCAGAGCUAUUUGAUCCUGAAUAUACACAAAAUUCAGCAAAUAAUUUUACUGGAAUACAAGUGGAUAAUUUUAUGGGAAGCUGCUCAGGGGAUUUUGAAGAUAACAAGUUUAAUUGGAACAACUUUCCUUAUUUGGUCACUUCACCAAUUGGUUCUCCAGUAUUCUGAAGAGUUCAUAUGUUGUUACGUUCUACUAAAGAGAUAUCAGGGUGAGUUGCUAAAAUAAACGGGAUAGGAGGAUCAACAUGUUCAGAUAAUUCCGAAGAAAGAUUGUCGGCUGAUAUUUUUCUAUUGCUUUAAGUUUAGCUGAGUUUUUUUUAGUGAUUAUUAUGAUAACAGUUUAGAUAUGUAUUUGUAUUCAAGAUUUGUAUCGCUAGUUCCUUAUUAACGUGAAGUUUAAUUUAUGAAAUGAUUGAUUAAAACCA
Nicotiana tabacum (common tobacco) is the source of this 1374-nucleotide messenger RNA. Its product is annotated as transcription factor MYB106-like. NCBI's taxonomy places the organism in Eukaryota, Viridiplantae, Streptophyta, Magnoliopsida, Solanales, Solanaceae. The record is from RefSeq and is a predicted model, not a curated record.